CCCUCUCAUAAGCUGGCAAAAGCAGUGAAAAUGUGACAGGAUGUCAGACAUUUACUCUACAAACCCCAGGACUCUGGGCCGGGGCAUCUGUAUCAUCACAGGAGCCUCCAAGGGAUUCGGACGGGCACUGGCACAUACAGUGUCCCACUUGCUGAAGCCUGGCUCUGUUCUCCUGCUGGUGGCUCGCUCUGAGAAUCUGCUGCAAGAGUUGCAGAAAGAACUGCAGAGCUUCACUGAGCAACAGCAGCUGGUGGUUCACUACAUAGCUGUCGAUCUGAGCACGAGAGAGGGGGUGAAUGAAACAGUCAGGGUGGCAAAGCAGGAAGCUGUAAAUGAAAUAGAUCAUGUGCUUCUAAUCAACAAUGCUGCCUCUUUGGGCAACAUUUCCCGGUUUGCGAGUUUCACAGAUCUUGAAGAGGUCAAUUCUUAUCUGUCCCUCAACGUUAGCUCUGCUCUGGCGCUGACUGCAGGAAUCCUGCAGGUAUUUCCAUGCAGGCCAGACCUGCGAUGGACCGUGGUGAACGUCUCAUCAAUCUUUGCACUGCAGGCCUUACCGUCAAUGGUGGUGUACUGCACUGCCAAAGCAGCCAGAAAGAUGAUGUUCCAGGUGCUGGCUGAGGAGGAGCCAAAUGUCAAAGUCCUCAGCUACUCUCCAGGUCCCAUGGACACAGAGAUGCAGAAGGACAUUCUGAGGUUAACAGGCAUCAAUUAUCAUCCUUUCCCCUGCCAGGAGUCUGCGGCCAAACUGAUGAAGCUGCUUCUGGACAAUGACUUCCCCUCAGGGGCACAUCUUGACUUCUUCAAAGUGUGAUACCAGUACGAGACAAAGUGAAAAAUAAUGGUGUUCAUGUAGUGUAAAUUAUUGCAUGUCACUUCCUUUGCUAAAGUUGGAAAAAUCCAUGCUGUUGGCUGCUGCUCUCAAGUGAGAUAGUUAAGAAUAGAAAUAGAGCACAGGACAGAAGCUACAUUUCUACAAAUGUAGGGAUCUAUGUAUAGCCCAAUUCAAAUCAUGUUAAUUAUUUAAACCUGUUGCUUUACAAGUGAAACCUUGGAAAUUUUUGUGAUCAAAAUUGUAUUAUUAUUUGAACCAAAGAAAUGUAGACAUAUAUUCAGCAAUACAGCAGUGAAUGAAUAAAACAAAACACAUAUAUG
Molecule: messenger RNA, 1152 nt
Organism: Siniperca chuatsi (mandarin fish)
Lineage: Eukaryota; Metazoa; Chordata; Actinopteri; Centrarchiformes; Sinipercidae
Gene: sprb
Product: sepiapterin reductase b
Exons: 5
Coding region: 41-811 (256 amino acids)
Biological process (GO): tetrahydrobiopterin biosynthetic process
Molecular function (GO): sepiapterin reductase (NADP+) activity
Source: RefSeq, a predicted model, not a curated record